GAGCAUAAGUUCAUGAGCACGUUCAAUGUUGUCAUCGUGGAUGUGGACGGGCGUCCAGCUGUUUUUUCAUAACACUCGUGCGAUCUUCUUUGAACUUUUGUGCCCAUUCAAACACACUUCGUGACAAAACACUUUCUCCAUAAUGUGCAUUAAAUCUUUGAUAAAUAUAGGCAUCAAACAUAACCUCCGACCACAAGAAACGAAUCACAGCAUCCUGCACUGUUUUCCUGCAAAUCACCAUUGCAAAGCGCCAUUACUCGCGCAACGGUCACAAACGAAUUGACGUAACACAAAGAAACCUGCGCAGCAGCACUGAACAGAUAUUGACGUCAUACGAAGAGUGCAGAUGGAUCAAUACGGUCGACAGAAGUUUUAACUAUCUGGAGUGCGGAUAAAUUUUUACUGAGAGUCGUAUAGGAAUCUAUAAUCUAGUACUUUCCAAAAUACGCCGAGAGUAUUCCUGAUGGUGAAACGAGCGUUGCUUCAUCGAACGCAGCUAAAGAAAACAACAUCUAUGUAGUUGGUGGUACGAUGCCUGAAAUAGAGGGCGCUAAAUUGUACAAUACCUGUACUAUUUGGGGUCCCGAUGGAACUUUGAUAGCAAAACACCGAAAGGUACAUCUAUUCGACAUCGACAUUCCUAAUAAGAUUACUUUUCGAGAGAGUGAUUCACUCAGUCCUGGUAACUCCCUAACGACGUUCGAUGUGAAGGGCUGCAAAAUAGGUAUUGGCAUUUGCUAUGAUAUUAGAUUCGAGGAAAUGGCACGCAUUUAUCGGAACAAAGGUUGCCAAAUGCUGAUAUAUCCAGCGGCAUUCAAUAUGACCACUGGACCAUUGCACCAUGGACCAUGCAUUCAAUAUGACCACUGGACCAUUGAUAAUCAAUUAUACGUUGCCUGCAUAUCACCGGCACGUGUUCCUUAAGCAAGUUACGUCGCAUGGGGACAUACACAGUUGACCAAUCCCUGGGGAAAGAUUCUUUACGAUUUGGAAACUCAAGAGAAUAUGGCAGUCACCGAUAUCAAAAACAAAAAAAAAAAAAAAAAACUGGUGAACCGUGUGUUACCACAACGAGACCCGCGAUGCUAUUUGUCGCUUUAAAUUGUGCCGCAACUCGUUUUUGAGAUCUUUGCCA
This is a messenger RNA of Bombus huntii, 1135 nucleotides long. Its product is annotated as omega-amidase NIT2-A-like. Bases 532 to 924 code for a protein of 130 amino acids. Gene Ontology annotation, cellular component: mitochondrion. Gene Ontology annotation, biological process: L-glutamine metabolic process; oxaloacetate metabolic process. Gene Ontology annotation, molecular function: omega-amidase activity. The transcript is spliced from 4 exons. The record is from RefSeq and is a predicted model, not a curated record. Lineage: Eukaryota; Metazoa; Arthropoda; Insecta; Hymenoptera; Apidae.